GCGCCGCCAUUUUAGCUUCCUGCAUCAAUAAGAAGACGAACCAAUCGCACAGUAUUUGUACUCGAAGCGUUUUCUUAAUUAGCGUAACAAAAGGGGUUUGUUUUGUUUAUUUCUUUUUCUUCAAACCUACUGCCUCUGAAUCGUUUCUGACAGCUUGUUACGGUUAGUUUCAGCCGGAGAGUCGCGAUGCCGUGCCACAUCCUGCGUGUAGCGGUUGUGUGCUCGAGCAACCAGAACCGCAGUAUGGAAGCGCACAGUAUCCUCAGCAAACGAGGAUUUGACGUGCGUUCAUUCGGGACAGGGACUCAUGUGAAGCUACCCGGUCCUGCCCCGGAUAAGCCAAAUGUGUACGACUUCAAAACGACAUAUGUACAGAUGUACAACGACUUGGUCCGCAAGGACAAGGAACUAUACACACAGAAUGGCAUCCUGCACAUGCUGGACCGCAACAAGCGCAUCAAAUCAAAGCCCGAGCGCUUUCAAAGCUGCAAGGAGAAGUUUGACCUGGUCAUCACCUGUGAAGAGAGAGUCUAUGACCAAGUGGUGGAGGAUCUGAAUUCAAGAGAGCAGGAAACUCUUCAGCCUGUUCACGUCAUCAAUGUAGACAUUCAGGAUAACCACGAGGAAGCCACGCUGGGCGCCUUCCUCAUCUGUGAGCUGUGUCAGUGUAUCCAGCACACCGAGGACAUGGAGGACGAAAUGGAUGAGCUUAUACAAGAGUUUGAGGAGAAGAGCAACAGGCCUUUUCUGCACACUGUCUGUUUCUACUGAUACACAAUAGAGAUUUGCAAUAAACACAGACCUAGAUCUCAAGCAAUCAAACAAAAGUAAAUGGACACACACACACCUCUUACUCCUCAGACAUCUACAACACAGUACAUACACACUGUGUGCCUACACAGACACAGACACACAGUUUUGGGUCAGGACCUAACAAAUGGCUGCUGUUGGACAUUUUGAUGAUGAUGGGUUUUUCCUCUGUGCAGAGGACGGACUCGCUGCUCUCGCUCUGCCUUUAUUUCUUCGGAUCAAGGUCAGGCCAAGGUCCUCCCUUCAUCCCAGUUCAGUAAAAUCACUCAAACAUGUCUCCUCAGGGAGAGCCAUGACACCCACACCCCUGAUUCAACAACUCCUUGACCAGUCCCUUUUGAUUGUGUUCAGUAUAGCAAAUUAAUGCUGAUUUUUAUUUUAUCUAGAUGACAUAUAAUUGCAAUUCAUUUAAGGACAUAUGUCAAAUUUUUAUUUCUGGCCUGAGACAGUGUAUAUGUGUUUUUUGGGGAGGGCGCGAAUGUGGAGGAGAAUUAAUUGAACUGUAUGCAUUUUAUUUUUAUUUUUUUUGUGCGACCAUGUGUUGUAGGUUAGGUAGUUAGGAUUAAGUUAAAGUGGGUGGGCUAAUAAUGAAUAACCAAACCUAGACCUCUCUGAGGCUCUCCUCCAGUGUGUGUCAAAUAUAAUGUGUUUAUUCAUAUUUAAACUUGGAUAUGCUAUUUUCAGGGCAUAGUAUGUUUUUGUUUUCUUUUGUAAAUGUUAAAAGAAUUGAAGCAUUGUAAUUAUUUGCAAAUGCGAGCUCAGCUCAGAGUGCCUGAAUUUUCUGUAUGUACAUAUGAAUCCUCUAAAGAAAGAAAUCUCUAAGAAAA
Molecule: messenger RNA, 1637 nt
Organism: Plectropomus leopardus (leopard coralgrouper)
Lineage: Eukaryota; Metazoa; Chordata; Actinopteri; Perciformes; Serranidae
Gene: ssu72
Product: SSU72 homolog, RNA polymerase II CTD phosphatase
Biological process (GO): mRNA processing
Cellular component (GO): nucleus
Molecular function (GO): phosphoprotein phosphatase activity
Source: RefSeq, a predicted model, not a curated record